AUGUCUACCGAUACGCAACUCUUCGACGAGAACUUCACCAUUACCACGCUCGAUGCGUCCAAAUAUGACCGUGUCUGCCGUAUUGGCGGCACGAAUGCCGACUCGAGCACCGUCAUGACUCUCGACAUCAACUCACUGCUCUACCCUUGCCAAAUCGGCGAGAACUUCCGCAUGGUCAUAGCAACGAGUCUCUCUCUAGAUGGAACAAAAGAGGAUCGCGGGUGGAGAGAUGUUGGACGGAGCGAAGAAGCAACGAUGGCGGAUAUGUUUGACUAUGUGUGCCAUGGGAAGAUCUAUAAGUUUGAGGAUACGGAGGAUGGGCAGUCCAUUAAGGCAUAUAUUUCCUUCGGCGGCCUAUUGCUAGCGCUUGAGGGCCCAUAUAAGAAACUCACACCGCUGAGGGUUGACUACGUCUAUCUCCUUUUGAAAAAGUAG
Messenger RNA from Venustampulla echinocandica, 435 nucleotides. RefSeq lists its product as uncharacterized. The record is from RefSeq and is a predicted model, not a curated record. The transcript is spliced from 2 exons. NCBI's taxonomy places the organism in Eukaryota, Fungi, Ascomycota, Leotiomycetes, Helotiales, Pleuroascaceae. Gene Ontology annotation, molecular function: DNA-directed RNA polymerase activity. Gene Ontology annotation, biological process: DNA-templated transcription. Gene Ontology annotation, cellular component: RNA polymerase I complex; RNA polymerase II, core complex; RNA polymerase III complex. The coding region runs from base 1 to 435 and encodes 144 amino acids.